AAUGAGACUGAAAACUAUGCCAAGACAGAGAAGAUCGAACUGUUGUUACGUCCCUUUCAACGAGACUCAACGCCACAAGCAUAUUUCUACUUCCACGCUGGAUGUGCAAAAUAAGGAAAUCCUGAACACGGAAAAAUGCUCCCCGGCAUCUGAGGGUCAAAAGAAGAACGCUGGUAUGAAAAUCGGGACGUUCCCGAAUGUCCAGGUAACGGAGUCCUCGGUCCGGACUGGCACAGUGCGAACCGACGAGAUAAAAUUUCUCCAAGAAACACACGGUGCUUUCGGUUUCGAAAACUUUAUCGAAGACACAUUUGGCGCUGUGAAUCUGAGCAUAAAAGAUAACGCUGAAUUCGACGCGGUCAGGCAAACGAGUAACGCAUUACCAGAGCCGAAUCGCAAAGGCGUAAGCGACAAGUUUGCCGGUAGCGCGUUGUACCAGAUAAUGACGGACCCGAAAUUCGUCGAAAAUAUUCAGAACAGCAGAGAGGUCAAAAAGUUGACCUGUAAAUUCUGCGCGAAACAAUUUCAAAAGCGAGAGGAGCUACUGGAUCACACGGAGACGCCUGUAAACGAGCACAAUGAGAUCACGUGCUGUGCUUGUGGCAAGACGUUUUCCCAAAAACGAUGCUUGCGCUAUCAUCGACGGUGUCACGCUAAUAAAAAUAAAUUCAAUUGCGGCAUUUGUCCGAAAAAAUAUUCGAGGAUAGACAACCUCACCCGGCACAGGGCUAUCCACACCAACCCGAACAGGCAUCAAUGCCAGAUUUGCAAGAAAGCAUUCUCGAGAAAAGAUCUCAUGACCAGACACGUCAGGUGUCACGAACAAAAGACGAUCAGACUCGCCUGCGAUCUCUGCGGCGAGGCAUUCGUCAAUUCCAACGCGACGAGAACUUAAAAGUUCGAACUUUACGACGACUGUGGACGAUGAAAGACAGAGAGAGUGAUAUUGUCGCAAAAUGUUAUUUUCUUAUUUCGAUGUUACUUAGCGAUCCGCAAAAAAGCUGUUUAUGCAUUUAUUUUCCGUACAAUUGAAGUUGGAUUGAAUUCUUCUCAUCCAACUGAAUGAAGUUUACAAUUUAUGGUUUCGUUUGCUAUUUGUAAUCAAGUAUGAAUCAUUUAAUUUUUUCCGAAUAACUCUUCAUACUUUGUAUUGAGUUUCUACGUCCAAUAUUGAAGAGAUGCGGAUGAUUAUUCAACAACUCCACAUUGUAGUGUUGAGCAC
Athalia rosae (coleseed sawfly) is the source of this 1222-nucleotide messenger RNA. Its product is annotated as zinc finger protein 468-like. Gene Ontology annotation, biological process: regulation of transcription by RNA polymerase II. The record is from RefSeq and is a predicted model, not a curated record. The transcript is spliced from 2 exons. The coding region runs from base 2 to 895 and encodes 297 amino acids. Gene Ontology annotation, molecular function: DNA-binding transcription factor activity, RNA polymerase II-specific; RNA polymerase II cis-regulatory region sequence-specific DNA binding. Gene Ontology annotation, cellular component: nucleus. NCBI's taxonomy places the organism in Eukaryota, Metazoa, Arthropoda, Insecta, Hymenoptera, Athaliidae.